AUGGCUCCCUAUCUCGGCCUCCGUGGCUCUGCCCUGAGCCGAGCAAUUAUCUGGCUAGUUGUCUGCCCGGCUUUCUUUUGCUAUGGCUACAACUUGAGUGUUGCCGGCGGCCUGUUGACGCUGGAUUCGUUCAUCAAGACGUUUCCCCAGCUUGACACAAUCACCACCGACGGAGAGCAGCAGCAUUACAACUCUACCAUUCAGGGAACUGUCGUCGCGCUCUUCACCGUCGGUGGCAUGUUUGGGUCGCUCUCUUGCAUUUACCUUGGAGACAAGCUAGGUCGAAGACGAGUCAUUUUUCUGGCGUCUGCCAUUACCGCGGUUGGCGCCGCCCUGAUGGCCUCGUCCUUUAGCCUCGCCCAAUUCAUCGUCGCACGGCUGGUUCUAGGUCUGGGAACCGGCGGAUAUCUGGCCACGGUGCCAGUGUGGCAGUCUGAAAUCUCUAAGCCAGCCAAGCGCGGAGCACACGUUGUCACUGAUGGCAUCUUCCUCGGCGCGGGCGCGUCGAUAGCCCUGUGGAUCGACUUUGGCUUUUACUUUGUGAAGACGAGCUCCAUUUCGUGGCGGUUUCCCCUCGGAAUCCAGAUUGCGUUUUUGCUCACAAUCAUGGUCUUCGUCUCCGUCUUUCCAGAGUCUCCUCGGUGGCUGGUCAAGCAAGGACGGCAGGACGAGGCCAGGGAGAUUCUCGCCGCUCUCAACGACACGUCCCCAGACGACGAAAGCAUCAGCGACGAUAUUCGGGAUAUCGAGCUCUCUCUGUCGAUUUGUGGAACAAUGUCCUGGAGGGCCAUGUUGACAAACGGCUCACAGCGCAUGUUUCACCGAACGGUGCUCGCGGCAACAGGCCAAAUGUUUCAGCAAAUGUGCGGCAUCAACCUCAUCUCCAUGUAUGCCACCACCAUCUUUGAACAGUACCUCGAGAUGAGCCCAAUCAACUCGCGCAUCCUCGCGGCAGCCAUGUGCAUGACCCAGCCCCUUGGUGGCUACCUGGCCUUCUUCACCAUUGAUCGCCUGGGACGCCGCGUUCUCAUGCUUUGGAGCGCCGCCGGUAUGGCCGUCUCCAUGGCGAUUCUGUCGGGCACGACCUCUGCCAAGGGCAACACGGGAGCCCUCGUCGUGGCAGUCAUUUUCCUCUUCGUCUUUCAAUUCAUCUUCACCGUGGGCUAUUCCGGCCUGACCUUUCUCUACGCCACAGAAGUCGCGCCGUUGCAGCUCCGAGCGGCCAUCAGCGCCGUGUCGACGGCCGCGGUCUGGAUCUUUAACUUUUUGCUGGCCGAAGUCACGCCCAUUGGGUUCAACACAAUCAGUUAUCGGUAUUAUAUCGUUUUCGCCGUUCUCAAUGCGGCAAUUGUUCCGACCGUGUACUUUUUCUUUCCCGAAACCAGCGGUCGCUCUCUCGAGGAGAUUGAUGAAAUCUUCCUCAAGUCAAAGAGCAUUUGGGAUCCUCCCAAGAUUGCCCGGUCCUUGCCUCACAUCCACGGGGCGACGAACGAGACGACAUCGGCGGAUGCCAAGGGAACUGUAGAGCAUAGGUCAUAA
This is a messenger RNA of Pochonia chlamydosporia 170, 1539 nucleotides long. RefSeq names its product MFS sugar transporter. Gene Ontology annotation, biological process: carbohydrate transport; transmembrane transport. The transcript has 2 exons. Lineage: Eukaryota; Fungi; Ascomycota; Sordariomycetes; Hypocreales; Clavicipitaceae. Gene Ontology annotation, cellular component: membrane. The coding region runs from base 1 to 1539 and encodes 512 amino acids. Gene Ontology annotation, molecular function: carbohydrate:proton symporter activity. The record is from RefSeq and is a predicted model, not a curated record.